AGAUUCUAGUAAUUUCCUUAUUUUGAGAAAUUGAUAAAUAUAUCUACAUUUCAGUUAUUUUGCUUUUUUUUGUAGCAACAAAAAUAAAAACUUAAAAAUUAGACCAUCCAGCUUAUUGAAAGUAACAUUAUCGAAAUCCUCUUCAUCAACUACAAAUCUUCAUUCACUCCAAUGAUUAAAUGAACUUGUGUCUCAGUCGAAGUUUGAUUGAUGUCGAUAUUUAUUAAAGACUCGAUCCGAGCACUGAGUUACAGAUUUUUGUUUAUUGAAUUUUAGAUGAAUCAUCCAUCAGAACCUAUUGAAGGAGACAUUUUGGAUAAAUCAAAUAAUAUUGAUUUAGAUCAUCCUCCAGAAGAUUGGUCUGGUUGGUUUUCUUUUAUGUCUUUAAAGUUCAUUUUAUAUGUAGCUAAGAAUCCUUGGGAAUUUCUUACAUCAGUACUAAUUAUCGUUACACCUCUCAUGUUAAUUUGUGCGUAUUGUUCAUAUAAGUUGGCUAAAGAGCUUAAACGUCAAGAACUCGAUCAGAAGAUGAAAGCUAAACGUACAGCUGCCAUUAAUAAAUCAAGGAAGCAAGUCAAAGUGGAUUAAUGACAAUUGAAUUUAUCAGCUUAAUUAUUUACAAGAAAUUGUCAAAUUAUCCUUCUUGUGUUACAGUCAAACCAACAAUCAGAUCAAUUGUUAUUGAUUGCAGUUUGUCUAAACGUCUUUGUCAUUGCGAUUAAUGGUUCGCAAAGUGAUUAGCAUGAAAUCUUGUUUUAGUGAAAGUUAUCUCGUAAAAUUUUCAGUAUUAAUUUGAUAAAUUUAUUUGGAUUAUAGUUUAUUUCUUUAAAUUGAUCAGUCGAUGAGUUGUUUCACUGACAACUUCGUUAUAUUUAUUGACAAGUAUAGGUGUGUAGGCUUGAAUUAAUUUAUUGAUUCUAACUAAUGUUUAUAGCAGUCAAGUCCUUUAUUAUGUGAACCGAUGCAGUUUUUAGGGUUUACCGUACGUUAUGAUUGACGUAUGAAUCUGUGUGCCUGUCUCCGCUAUUACAAAGUUUCCUACGUGUUAUCUGCUUGUUUAUAAACUCUCUUACGAAUAUAUUUACUGCUCCGAAGCAGUUGAAACACACUUCGUUAAUCUCCAAUUUUUUCAUUGUUCUCUAAACAGAUUAAUGUGCUAUUAUUACUUGCGUGGUAUUCUGUGCAUAUUUGUCAUAGAAAAUACUUCAAUGCAAAUUCAAUCAGUAAAGAUUGUAAUCAGUAUUCUACAAAUACUAACUAUGUAUGACUUCAAAGUUUUAUUUCGGCUAAAUAAAAUCAGACGAUCGUCAUCUCUCCUUAAUAAGUUAAGGCAUUAGAGAAUUCUGAAAUAUCUUCUUAUUCAUAUAGUAUUUGCACAUUAAUUCUCCUCAUUAUAGACUAGCCAGUUUCGUUUUAUCAUUCAAAACAACAGUAUAUUGAACCGAGUAUCUAUUCUUGUAUUCGGAAUUCAAGUUUUAUGAUACCAAAUUGGACUGACUAUUGAUUGAGUCAUCCAUAAUACUUUUUUUGAUAUGGUGGAGAAAAUUUUUAGCUCAAGUGGAUGAUUGUGGUGGUGUUUCCUUCUCUGAGCUGGUUGUUUUGGUUGUGGAGCUUUCAUUGUUCUUGUGAACAACAUCAUCAGCACAAACUUCAGAUAGAAGUGAAGCAUUCGAAUUUCUCCACGUUUGACCUGUAGCUUGUUCUGUUAACCUCGAUCUUGACUGGUUGUUGUUACAAUCGAAACAAACGUGCAAACAACGACAGGUUUAAGGUCAACAACAAUCAAUCAAGAUCGAGGUUAACAGAACAAGACACAGGUCUAACGUGGAGAAAUUCGAAUGCUUCACUUCUAUCUGAAGUUUGUGCUGAUGAUGUUGUUCAGAGGAGCAAUGAAAGCUCCACAACCAAAACAACCAGCUCAGAGAACGAAACACCACCACUUUUUUCAUAAAAAUAAUACUUUGGUAGAUGCAGCUGGAUAAGAUUUAUUUUUACCACUCUUUCACUUACCUUUCUUUUUUUCCUUCAACUUUCUAGAUAUGGGAUAAUUUUAUUAAUCU
Messenger RNA from Schistosoma turkestanicum, 2060 nucleotides. The record is from the annotation of a GenBank genome assembly. NCBI's taxonomy places the organism in Eukaryota, Metazoa, Platyhelminthes, Trematoda, Strigeidida, Schistosomatidae.